AUGCUUUUCGGGAGCACCAUAGCAGGACAAACGCUGAAACAUACCGGCCUCUUCACUAGAAUAGUCAGCAUCCGUUGGAACAUCCACAAGUCACAUACCAUGUCACUAAGACGCUCUGCACGCGUCGCAAGUACUACUGUAACAAAAGUAGCAGAUUCAAAUUUUCAAAAUGGCGUUACGAAGUAUGAAAAGGCCACCAAAUCAAAUGCAACAGCAAAAAAGCGCAAGACUUCGAAAGUCGCGUCCAAGUCACAACCAUCAGACGAUGUAUCAGAGAAGCCUGGAGCCGAAGAAAACACCAACGGAACAAUAGAAAAGCAAAUCCCGGAUAUUACAUCCACAUCUGAUCCCGUAACGCCUCUUCCCAAGAAACGCAAAACGAAGCCAACUGCAGAAUCGCCAAUAAAGCCAGUCCCUUUUACACCCACUCCUGCAGCCGUCACGCUUCUAUCAAAAGGCGGAACGGAUUUCGAUCACCCACUGGACGAUCUUUCCAGCCUGCAACCCCGUCCCGCAGAACCACACGCCACAAACGCACCCCUCGCAACACCAAACGGCUCUCACACCGUCCAAGCCUACGGGUCCUCUCCGGUAAAGCCCGGAGACGCAACACCUGCUCGCAAGCGCAAAGCCAAAGAACUGGUACCUCCAGACGUGGGCGCAAUCCCCAGUGCAAGCACGAACAUCGAUCGCUUGCUGAAAGAUGCAGAAGCGCAUUUAGUGAGCGUAGACCCCAAGUUAAAGACCCUGAUCGAAAAACAUCAUUGUAAGAUUUUCAGUCCAGAGGGGCUACGAGAAGUUGUGGAUCCAUUCACAGCCUUGAGCUCUGGCAUCAUUGGACAGCAGGUCUCAAGCCAAGCCGCCGCCUCCAUCCGCUCAAAAUUCACAGCCCUCUUCCCCUCGACCCAUCCUUCCUUCCCUUCCCCCUCCCAAGUCCUAUCUCUCCCCUUGCCUACCCUGCGUACGGCGGGGCUAUCCCAGCGCAAAGCAGAAUACAUCCACGGGCUCGCCGAGAAAUUCGCCUCAGGUGAACUCUCUGCUGAGAUGUUAGUUAGUGCCAGCGACGAAGAGUUGAUCGAGAAGCUUGUCGCAGUGCGUGGGCUAGGGCGCUGGAGUGUAGAGAUGUUUGCGUGUUUUGGAUUGAAGCGGAUGGAUGUUUUUAGUACGGGGGAUUUGGGGGUGCAACGCGGUAUGGCCGUUUACGCUGGCCGUGACGUAAGUAAACUGAAGAAUAAAGGUGGGAAGUGGAAAUAUAUGAGCGAGCAAGAAAUGCUUGCUACAGCCGCCAAGUUCUCGCCGUAUAGAUCACUGCUCAUGUGGUACAUGUGGCGCAUAGCCGAUGUUGACGUCACUGUCUUGCAAAAGCCGGAAUGA
Bipolaris zeicola 26-R-13 is the source of this 1374-nucleotide messenger RNA. RefSeq lists its product as uncharacterized. The coding region runs from base 1 to 1374 and encodes 457 amino acids. Gene Ontology annotation, cellular component: protein-DNA complex; nucleus. The record is from RefSeq and is a predicted model, not a curated record. The transcript is spliced from 6 exons. Lineage: Eukaryota; Fungi; Ascomycota; Dothideomycetes; Pleosporales; Pleosporaceae. Gene Ontology annotation, biological process: base-excision repair, AP site formation; base-excision repair; DNA alkylation repair. Gene Ontology annotation, molecular function: alkylated DNA binding; DNA-7-methylguanine glycosylase activity; DNA-3-methyladenine glycosylase activity.